Molecule: messenger RNA, 1262 nt
Organism: Condylura cristata (star-nosed mole)
Lineage: Eukaryota; Metazoa; Chordata; Mammalia; Eulipotyphla; Talpidae
Gene: CABP7
Product: calcium binding protein 7
Exons: 6
Coding region: 1-657 (218 amino acids)
Molecular function (GO): calcium ion binding
Source: RefSeq, a predicted model, not a curated record
AUGGCUGGGGCCAACGGGGUCACAGGAAGAGAGGAGUAUGCGACCAUGGGGUGUGGGGAGCACCCUCCCAGCACGGGGUCCUUGGAGCUGGCUGAGAGGGGCUGCAAGUACUUCCCGAAGAUCCGAGAGGCCUUCAAAGUCUUUGACCGUGACGGCAAUGGCUUCAUCUCCAAGCAGGAGCUGGGCACCGCCAUGCGCUCCCUGGGUUACAUGCCCAAUGAGGUGGAGCUGGAGGUUAUUAUCCAGCGGCUGGACAUGGAUGGUGAUGGCCAAGUGGACUUUGAGGAGUUUGUGACCCUCCUGGGACCCAAGCUCUCCACCUCGGGAAUCCCUGAGAAGUUCCAUGGCACUGACUUUGACACGGUCUUCUGGAAGUGCGACAUGCAGAAGCUGACCGUGGACGAGCUGAAGCGGCUGCUCUAUGACACCUUCUGCGAGCAUCUGUCCAUGAAGGACAUUGAGAACAUCAUCAUGACAGAGGAGGAGAGUCACCUGGGCACGGCUGAGGAGUGCCCCGUGGACGUGGAGACCUGCUCCAACCAGCAGAUCCGCCAGACGUGUGUGCGCAAGAGUCUGAUCUGCGCCUUUGCCAUCGCCUUCAUCAUCAGCGUCAUGCUCAUCGCAGCCAACCAGGUGCUGCGCAGCGGCAUGAAGUAGGCACCGCCUGGGAGCCCAGUCUGGUGCACGCGGUGCAUGGGGCCCCCCCACACCCCCCACCGCCUGCAGUCCUCUCCCUCAGCUGGCUCUCUGGGCCCCUGCCCCGUGUCCUUCCAGGCCUGGAGGCCUGCGACCCCACCCCACCAGCCCCACAGGCCUUGCAUGGAGCUGUGACCGCCUGCGGAGGGCCUGGUGGUGGCUCUGAGGACGGCCCCCAGUCCCGCCUGCACCCUGCCUGUGCCCCACCCUGGCCUGUAUGUAGCACUCACUCUUCCCACUGUCCAGGGGCUCCUGAGAAAUUAAGGGGGGAUUUGUACAGGAACCCCCAGGGUCCAGUCUCUGCUGUGGUACCUCGGGCAGGAGGCUCACCCCGGGGCCCAGGCCACAGAGCUAACCAGACUGGCCCCUGAUGUCUGCCCAGGGCCAUGGCAGGAUAGCGGUGGGUAUGAGGGUGGGGUCUCCUGGCCCCUCCCUCCGACCCUCAGACCUAAAUCCGGCCCUUUGUUUCACUCGCCCACAGAGGCCAGUCAGCCCACCACACUGAUGAGGCGGCUGAGGCUCAGAAGACCCCAGGUUUGGCCUCAGCUCCCCCAUCAACAGAUUUU